Molecule: messenger RNA, 486 nt
Organism: Acanthamoeba castellanii str. Neff
Lineage: Eukaryota; Discosea; Longamoebia; Acanthamoebidae
Product: PH domain containing protein
Exons: 4
Coding region: 1-486 (161 amino acids)
Source: RefSeq, a predicted model, not a curated record
AUGGCCUCUUCUUCCCUUCCGCCUUCGGGCGCCAAGGACCUCACCAACCCCCCAUUGGAGGGAUGGCUGGUAAAGCAGGGCUCCAACAAGUUCUCGGCGGAGAGGCGGCGGUGGUUCGAACUCGACUACCGACGCAAGGUGCUGUACUACUUCAAGAAGCCCAACCUGCCCAGCACAUCGUGCAUUGGCUUCGUCGACCUCAUGCUCGCCUCCUCCAUCGUCCCGGCCAACGAGAAGCUCUUCCAGUUCCAGAUCAACACUCCAGGGCGCAGUUACGUGCUGACGGCGCCGUCGGACAGCGAGUUCAAGAAGUGGGUCAAUGGCUUGAGCCACUUCCACAUGGUCGAGGCCCGCCAUCAACCGCCAGACUGUCAGUUCCAGCUCUCGCACAGCGCGGAGCACCUGCGACUGCUUUCCCCGCCCGACGACCCUAAGCCACAACGGCCCCAGCAGGAGCGGUGUGGUCACUGCCAAACCGGCCCGUGA